This is a messenger RNA of Acanthopagrus latus (yellowfin seabream), 2252 nucleotides long. RefSeq names its product regulator of G-protein signaling 21-like. The record is from RefSeq and is a predicted model, not a curated record. NCBI's taxonomy places the organism in Eukaryota, Metazoa, Chordata, Actinopteri, Spariformes, Sparidae. The coding region runs from base 435 to 1091 and encodes 218 amino acids. The transcript is spliced from 5 exons.
UUAAUUUGGAAUUCUAUACACCCUGUAAUACAACAUAGAGUUUAAUGUCUGUGCAUCAUAACUGAUACAUCCUGACAUAUUAAAGGGUAAACUGUUUCAACAGACAGAUGCCCUUUGUCUCACGGCAUCAUCAUUUUCGCCAUCAUACUGCCAAACCUUAUAUUUAACAGUGUGCUGUCAGGCUUCUCUCCACCUCUGGGCGCCUUGAAUCAUUCAGUUCUGCCCUCCAGUCUGCAAACUCCAUAUGCACACUACCGUAACAGAUACAUCCAAUCACACUGGAAUUUUACAGCUGUGAGUCAGUGACAGCAGCAGCUGAGUCUCAACAGCAGCCGGCUGCAUGUUUAUCCAAAUGGCAUUUGGGUACCUGUACCAGCAGGCCCUGGGCGUCACAGGGAGCACACCUUUCCUGCCACGGUGAGGGCGAGAACAGGAUGGAACUGUAUCGUUCACAGUCUCAAGCAACGGACUACUGGAACUCCUUCGAGGACAUAACCAGGGAUGUCAGAAUGCCAAAGCUUUCGUUUUCAAAGAUUCGGUUCUAUGAAAUCAAGGACUUCAUGCCAAAUAUGAAGCGGCCUAGAAGAAUUGAUAUCGUUCUCAAUCGAAAGAGGCACAAGAAGGACAUCGAGUGCCUCAUGGUUAAAAAGAUAAACGAUGAGACGUCUCCUUCACAGCUCAGCUGGCAGACUGAACACAAACCCCACCCAACUCUGGAAAAACUGCUACGGAAUAAAAAAUAUUUAGCAGCGUUCUGCUCCUUCCUGCGGUCUGAGUUCAGCGAGGAAAACAUCCAGUUCUGGCUCGCAUGUGAAGACUUUAAGUCGACGGCCUCACCGGACGACAUUCGCUGGAAAGCCGAGGAGAUCUACCGGGAGUUUGUCGAGCCUACGGCCUGCAGAGAGAUCAAUGUGGACCACCAUAUUAGAGAGAAGAUUAAGGAGUCUCUGGAGAAUCCCAGCCGCUCCUGCUUCGACGAGGCCCAGAGACACGUUUACCUGCUCAUGGAAAGAGACUCUUGCCCCAGAUUCCUGCACUCCGACACCUACCUGAGUCUAAAGCACAAAUCCAGGAGUCUCUGGUACAUUUAGCUGAGACGCAAGGUCAUCAGAACCUGAGCAACGCUGCUUUCUUCUGAUCCUCAGUAUUUGUUUCUUCUUUCGAUUUUGGCUGAAUUGAGAAGUUAUUUCACACUGUGUGGGAGGUGAGAGCUGAGGAUGACGUGUCGGCAAAAAGAAAACAAAGCAGGACAAACGCCGUACGAGGAAAAAGUGAUGUGAGUGGGAAACAGUACAUGCAUGUAGGGGAGAAAGAAGGCUGUUGGUAUGUGUCAGCACUUUAGACGAUUGUGCAGAGUUUUGAGUUGAGUUGGAAAUUCUGUAUGUGUAAAGUCUGAAAGUCUCAGUAAGUUAGAGAACAGUGUACAGAUGAUAAAAGUGUCAUUAAAUUGUUUCUAACAUGGAAAAUGAAAUGACCUACUUCUUAAGAAAUGGGCAUUAAAUUCACCUUUUUUUUCAAACUUCACGAUCAAUACUGGAUUUAUUUCAGGAGAUGACUGUGCCAGUUCCUGCUUAUCAUUCAUAGCUUGUCUUAAUAUUCUUUCUUAUUUCCAUAUAGUCAGACAGUUGAGACGGGUUUAUAUUUAUCUGACUGUCUAACUGGAGGCGUGCAGAUGGGCAUGAGUCAAAGAAGAAAAGGAAAAAAAAAAAGAAAAGGAGAACAGUUUCCACAGCUCAGCCGGCAAGGAGAUUCUGUUUUUGGUCACAUGUCUGAUACAUCCUCUAAUUGGGCGCAGAGAUGACUCCACACACCAGCAAUAGGGUUUACCAAAGUGGAAAGAAGUAACCCCACAUUAACCCUUGAUCCCGCUCGGUUCUGUAAAUGGCCUUAUUCCUGAAAAAUGUGCCUUAAAAAGGAGUACUGAGGCAGCUAAUAAUAACCCAGGGGCUUAAACGACAACACUGGAGUCAUCGGACGACCUGAUGCGUAACAGAUCAGCCUGCAUGAGCUGCCUUGUUAGGGGAAUAAUCUCAUCACCCGCAGACAACGAUGGCCCAGACACACAAGUGCUUUAACUCAGAGAAAUAACCUGAAAGACAUCUACUUCGGGAAAAAGAUCAUAAUGCUAAAGCAAAGAAUAAGCUUUGUGUAUUUAUUUGAAAUCAAGACUGAUGUUUUAUGGGUCAUUUCUGUUAAAGCCUUCGCUUGAAACUCUAGUAGCUUGUUUUGAUGUCAAGCAGUCUAUCCAAUAA